AUGGAUUUUGAGUUGUGGCUAAGGCCAACUUUUCCAAAAAGUGCAGGCACAAGAGGGACAGUGGUGUUGGUCUCAAUCACUAAGAAGAGUUGGAGAUACAUCAUGGGUAUUCUCCCAUUCCGUUGCCGGGCACUUCCGCGCCGCGAGCUCGCUGACCUCUCAAUCACCGGAAUCCGCGGAGCAUCGCUGCCGUUCCCGAUCGCUUUCUUCCGCCGUAACCUAGCGCUUGGCGACGGUGCCAAUCGCCGGUCGGAGCACGCUCGAGUGGUUCCUGCGCCGCAUGAAGCUAAGGAGCAACGCUCCAAUUCGGUGACUGCGCGAUGGAGUUGUAAUUAUGGUGGAUUCGCUUGCCGGAGGAGGCUCUGA
Messenger RNA from Sphenostylis stenocarpa, 366 nucleotides. The record is from the annotation of a GenBank genome assembly. NCBI's taxonomy places the organism in Eukaryota, Viridiplantae, Streptophyta, Magnoliopsida, Fabales, Fabaceae.